AUCAUUGAGAAGUGAUCGUGAAGUGAGUGUUUUGUGAAGUGACUGUGUAUUUUCAAGUGAUAUUCCUUCAUUUUGGAUUUUUUAUCUGUUGGCGAAAUCACAAGAAACACGACCAACAUGAGCGAGCACGAGUCCCAAAUACGCGCCUUCUACUCAGGCAAGAACUUCUUCAUCACUGGUGGCACCGGCUUCGUCGGGUUAUGUCUUAUUGAAAAGAUACUGAGGUCUAUCCCUGACGUCGGCAAACUGUAUUUGCUGAUGAGGCCGAAAAAAGGCAAGGAAAUAUCGCAAAGGCUCGAAGAGUUCCCCAAGAAUCCGAUAUUCGAGAAGUUGAUAGAGAGCCGUACAACUGAUGUCUUCAAGAAGCUGGUGGCUAUAUCGGGGGACGUGGGCGAGGACGGCUUGGGGCUCAGCGCUCAGGAUCGGCAGACGUUGAUCGACAAUGUGAAUGUUGUGGUGCACUCGGCCGCUACACUCGACUUUCAGGAGAACUUGCGGCCCACGGUGAAGAUCAACUUGCUGGGGACGAGACAAGUGACGGAAUUGUGUCGGCAGAUCAAGGAUCUGAAGGUUCUAAUCCACGUGUCUUCGGCCUUUGUGAACUCCUACCUGAACGAGGCUCACGAGAAAGUGUACGAAUCGCCAGCUGACGCUGAGAAAGUCAUUGAAAUGGUCAAGAGCAUGAGCGAUCAAGCGUUGGACGAUAUAGAACCUCAACUUCUAAAGACACAUCCAAACACAUACACGUUCACGAAACAUCUGGCUGAACACGAAGUGGUCAAAUGUGCUGAUAUGUUCCCGUGCACAAUAGUUCGGCCCACUAUGAUCGUGGCGUCGUGGAAGGAGCCGGUACCCGGCUGGACUUGUUCCAAAGUGGGACCCCAAGGAUUCCUCAUGGGCGCUGCUAAAGGUGUCGUCCGCCGAUUACCGUUGGCAGCUGAGAAUAUAGCCGAUUAUAUACCUGUAGAUGUUGUGGUCAACCAAUUACUCGUGGCUGGAUGGGACGCGGCAAAAUCCAAAUCCGGCCUGACCGUGUACCACUGUUCAUCAUCAACGUGCAAGCCGUUCCAGUGGGUGAUGAUUGAACCGCUCAUCAACGGAAUGCUGCACAAGUAUCCGUUGAAAAGUGCCGUUUGGUAUCCGCAUUUGAAAUUCGUGCCUUCAUUAUUCAUGUUCCGUUUGUCCGCCAUUUUUGUCCAUUUCUUCCCGGCAAUACUCCUGGAUAUGCUGUUAAGGAUCACUGGAGGGAAGCCUAUAUUGUUCCGUCUUCACAAGAACGUGUGGAAUUCUCUCAAACGUCUGGAAACGUUCAUUUUCAAUGAAUGGAAAUUCCACAAUCCCAACACUAUGGAUUUGGCAAAACGGUUGAACAAGACUGACAGCGAAUUGUUUUAUAUAGAUAUCACUUCUAUCAAUUGGGUAUCAUACUUCACAAAUCUCCAUUUGGGCGUCCGUCGUUACUUGAAUAAUGAAAAGGAGAAGACUAUGGAACCCGCUCGAGGGAAGGAUACCAUUCUCCUUGUGUUCCACGUGGUAUGGCAAAUCCUGAUUCUGGGAGGGCUUUGGUAUUUAUUCUCGAUGGCCACCGGCCUUACUAUGACUCGGAGUGCAUGGGUCGCGCCAAUUAUAUAUAUAUUAUACAGUUGCUUGUAAAAAAAAAAGAUUUGUUUCGGGUCCGUAUCGGGAGUCAUAAUUUUUUUUGGCAUAAUUUGUAAACUGCAUUUUUUGGCAUAACCAACGUUUCGUAUAAAGGUUUUAGUUAUAUGUAUAACAUACGGACGCAUGUAAUCGCAUCUUUAUGCUUCACUUGGUAGGCAGAGACUGCUUAAUGAUAAGAUUUUUUUUUUAUAGUGUCAAAUACAUGAAAAGUUAUGCGGAAUGAUUAUUAUGUUAAACGUUUUGCAGUCAUUAAAUUAUGACAAAUGAAUAUGAAUAUAGACCCUUUCUUCUUUCUUCGAAUUAUGUGCCUCGUAUCACAUUGCCAAUUUAAAAUAUAUAAUACAUUCCGUAUUUUUUAUACUUUGAAGGCAAAGAUUUGAUAUUUGUAUCUCAAAAUUGAUCAAAAAUCUCAUGUUUAAAUCUCGUUUUAAAGUAUUAUUUUGAUAUUUUUCAGGUAAUUUUAAUUAACAUAUUAUUAUGUUUUAAUGAAGAUCGAAUCUUUUUCUUUUAUUUUCUUUUUGUGUAUUUUUGUGUUUAACACAAAUUUUUUUUUCCGGACAUGAGCUUAAAUCUUAAGGUCCGUUUUUAUACCUAUGUUAUCCAAUUAACUUAUGUAUAACUUGCGUAGUUUUAAUGAUAAAAUACAUGUAUGUAAAUUGUUGCCUUUUAGGACUUUUAGGACGAAUGCUUAUGCCAAACGGCUUCGCUUAGUAAUCUCUUUAUGUUAUUUUAUUAUGUUAUUGAUACAUUUUGUAGUUUUGAUGCAAAAAAAAGCUACUAAAAUUACUAUAAGUGACCUUAAACAUAUAUACAGGGUUACUUUUGAAAUAUCAACAAGUGAAGCAGCUGGCAAACACACUGUUUUUUUUUCUUCACUAUCACAAACAAAACAAAAUCAAAAUCAAUUCAUCCGUUCUAACGGUAUCACGCCAUAGACAGAUAGACUACACUCACACACAGACACGUCAAACAUAUGACACCCCGUCGUUUUAGAAUAGAAUAGAUUAAUUUUCAAAAUUGGAUACAAGGUAUCACUUAUUGACGUCAUAUCACUUAAAUCUAAUUAUAACUACUACAGCUUCCAAAGCGCAUGUGUAGAAGAAGCGGCGGAACAAACUACACUGCAGCAUUUUCAUCGGACGUCAAUUUACAAAUACAAUUUUCACGUCGGGGAUUUAAAGUUUUACAAAUUAAUAAAAAAAAAACUUUAUUUGAACAAAUGAUCUUUAUGUGAUAUAGCGGUCGUCUCGUGGUGUUUCACAAAUACAUAUAUACAUAAAAUCACGUCUCCUUCCCGGAGGGGUAGGUAGACCAUACAUCCUUUCACUUGCCAUGUACCCUGCAUACUUCUUUCGCUUCAUUCACAUUCAUAACUCUCUUCAUGCAAGUUUAACAAGUAAUCCUGUAUAUUUCUUAUUGUGGUGGUAUAAGGUGGUUCGCUGUAUUAAUCAUUUAAGAAAAUAAUAAUGUAAUCAAUUUGAAGAGAAUAAUAUUUUUUCAGUUUCGGUAAAAUACCAAAAAACAAUUAUUUUUAAGGUUUGACGACUUGUAUCCGUGGCAGUAAAGAUCUUAAAUUAAAAAAAAACGAUGUUUUUGGCAUUCGACCGAAAAUGGAAAAGCAUAAUUAUAGCGAUUGUGUAAUAAUUAAGGCAAAAUUAGCUUAAUAUGGCAUUAGGGAGAAUUUUUAUUUUAAUAAAUUAUUA
This is a messenger RNA of Amyelois transitella, 3362 nucleotides long. RefSeq names its product putative fatty acyl-CoA reductase CG8306. The record is from RefSeq and is a predicted model, not a curated record. Gene Ontology annotation, biological process: long-chain fatty-acyl-CoA metabolic process. Gene Ontology annotation, molecular function: alcohol-forming very long-chain fatty acyl-CoA reductase (NADP+) activity. The transcript is spliced from 13 exons. The coding region runs from base 118 to 1653 and encodes 511 amino acids. Lineage: Eukaryota; Metazoa; Arthropoda; Insecta; Lepidoptera; Pyralidae. Gene Ontology annotation, cellular component: peroxisome.